AUGGAUGAUGCUGCCAUCCUUAAAAAAAGAGGCUACAUCAUGGGAGGGAAUUUAGGAGAGGGAUCUUAUGCAAAGGUGAAAUCUGCCUUCUCAGAACGGUUGAAAUUUGAUGUAGCUGUAAAAAUCAUCGACCGGAAGAAAGCACCUCCUGAUUUUUUGGAGAGGUUUCUUCCAAGAGAAAUAGACAUCUUGGCCAAAGUGAACCACCGCUCUAUCAUAAAAACCUAUGAGAUCUUUGAAACUUCAGAUGGCAAAGUUUACAUUGUGAUGGAGCUUGGCGUCCAAGGGGACUUACUAGAAUUCAUCAAGUCGAAAGGGGCAAUGCCCGAAGACAUCGCUCGCAAGAUGUUCCGUCAAUUAUGUGCCGCUAUUAAGUACUGCCAUGAUGGUGACAUAGUGCAUCGUGAUUUGAAAUGUGAAAACCUUCUCCUAGACAAGGAUUAUCACAUCAAGCUUUCUGACUUUGGCUUUGCUAAACGCCUGGUUCGUGACGAAGACGGCAAAAUCAUUUAUAGCAAAACCUUCUGCGGUUCUGCCGCUUACGCUGCCCCGGAAGUGUUGCAAGGCAUCCCUUAUGAGCCGAAGAUCUAUGACAUGUGGAGCCUGGGUGUCAUCCUGUAUAUCAUGGUCUGCGGUUCUAUGCCUUACGACGAUUCAAACAUCCGGAAAAUGCUACGGUUGCAGAAGGAACAUAGGGUGCAUUUCCCCAAGUCCAAAAACCUGGCCAUUGAAUGCAAAGAUCUUAUUUAUCGCAUGCUCCAACCCGACGUGUCCCGACGGUUGCGCAUCGAAGAGGUGUUAAGUCACAUAUGGAUGCAGCCCAGCAAAGUCAGAGCUUUGUCGACAACUUCUGUUGGGAAAAACGGAGAAAGCUCGCGGACUACGGGCGAGCAAAAGGCGGAGCUGAGAUUAGAAGGGGAGCAGCAUAGCAAAAGCGAAUCCAAACACGCAGCAGCAGCCACCCCCCGGCUGGAAGCGGUGGAGGAAGUAGAGGAGGUGUCCGAAGGGGAGAAACACGACGAAGUAGAGAAGAUUGCAGAGGUGUUCGAGACCAACCUCUAA
Candoia aspera is the source of this 1062-nucleotide messenger RNA. RefSeq names its product testis-specific serine/threonine-protein kinase 1-like. Gene Ontology annotation, molecular function: ATP binding; protein serine/threonine kinase activity. The transcript has a single exon. Gene Ontology annotation, cellular component: cytoplasm. Gene Ontology annotation, biological process: protein phosphorylation; intracellular signal transduction. Lineage: Eukaryota; Metazoa; Chordata; Lepidosauria; Squamata; Candoiidae. Bases 1 to 1062 code for a protein of 353 amino acids. The record is from RefSeq and is a predicted model, not a curated record.